CGCCUGGGAUCGUGAUUGACUCUUGCUAACAGGCAAAGAGGCUAAUAACAGACCAACAGUCCGCUGCUCGGACAGAAACUAGAGCUUAAUAAAAAUGGCUGAGGUGAAAGUGAAGAAGGAGACGAACCUGUCGGACCCAGCAGAGAUCGAGAACAGGAUUAAAGAGCUGUGUCAGCAGUUCCCUCAUGGCAUCACGGACCAGGUGAUCCAGAACGACCUGCCUCAUCUGGAGCCUCAGCAGAGAGCCAUGGCCAUCAACAAGCUGCUGUCUCUGGGUCAGCUGGACUUGCUGAGGAACAGCUCAGGUCUGUUGUACAGACUGAAGGACGCUCAGAGCACCAGUAAGAUGAAAGGUUCAGACAACCAGGAGAAGCUGGUCUACCAGGUCAUCGAGGACGCAGGAAACAAAGGAAUCUGGAGCCGUGACAUCCGCUUCAAGAGCAACCUCCCUCUGACGGAGAUCAACAAGAUCCUGAAGAACCUGGAGAGCAAGAAGCUGAUCAAAGCCGUGAAGUCCGUGGCGGCGUCGAAGAAGAAAGUGUACAUGCUCUACAACCUGCAGCCCGACCGCUCGGUGACCGGCGGCGCCUGGUACAGCGACCAGGACUUUGAGUCCGAGUUCGUGGAGGUCCUCAACCAGCAGUGCUUCAAGUUCCUGCAGAGCAAGGCGGAGGCGGCGAGGGACAGCAAACAGAGCCCGAUGGUCCAGAGGAACAGUUCAUUCGCUACGUCUCACGAAGUCUGGAAAUACAUCUGUGAGCUGGGCAUCAGCAAGGUGGACCUGUCCAUGGACGACAUCGAGACCAUCCUCAACACGCUAAUUUAUGACGGGAAGGUGGAGAUGACGCUGAUCGCCGCCAAGGAGGGGACGGUGGGCAGCGUGGACGGACAGAUGAAGCUGUACCGAGGAGUGGACCCCAUCAUCCAGCCCACGGGCCUCGUCAAGACACCCUGUGGACUCUGCCCGGUGUUUGACGACUGUCACGAAGGAGGAGAAAUCUCUCCGUCCAACUGCGUCUACAUGACCGAGUGGUUGGACUUUUGACUUCACCAGUGUUGACUUUACUUCCUGUGCGGACGUGAAGGUUUCAAAAACAAAAGCUUCUCCAGGAGAACGAGGCGGUCAAGACGUUCCAGAUGUUUCUUUGUUUGAAAAUCUCUUCCCAGGUAGAAGAUCUGGGGUUUGAGUCUGGAUCCGAUAAAAAGACUUUAAUGGUUUAUUUUGUAUCGUCAUGUAAACAUGAAGUAUGAGGAACUUCCAGUUGAGCAAAUGUGUUUUUGUAUUGACCUUCCUCUGUAUGUAAAUAAAGUUUAUCUGUCUGUGUUUAUAUUAAAUACAGAGCAGAAAACCUGAAAAUCUUA
Messenger RNA from Mugil cephalus (flathead mullet), 1362 nucleotides. RefSeq names its product polymerase (RNA) III (DNA directed) polypeptide F (gene polr3f). NCBI's taxonomy places the organism in Eukaryota, Metazoa, Chordata, Actinopteri, Mugiliformes, Mugilidae. The record is from RefSeq and is a predicted model, not a curated record. The transcript is spliced from 9 exons. The coding region runs from base 95 to 1045 and encodes 316 amino acids. Gene Ontology annotation, cellular component: RNA polymerase III complex. Gene Ontology annotation, biological process: transcription by RNA polymerase III.